This is a messenger RNA of Paramisgurnus dabryanus, 4451 nucleotides long. NCBI's taxonomy places the organism in Eukaryota, Metazoa, Chordata, Actinopteri, Cypriniformes, Cobitidae. The record is from RefSeq and is a predicted model, not a curated record.
GCUCGCGUGUGAUGUGUUUGUGUAUCCUCAGUGUUUUUCUCUCUCGAGUGUUUUAUUGAGUGUAAACAGAGUCUUGUCUCUGUGUAUUUUAGUGUUGAUGAUGAGAUGGAUGUGAUGUGCUGUAAAUCAGAAACUGAUCAGGGCUUACAGGAUGAGGAAUCUACUGAUCAAACCUCCACAGAGUCUCUGGUUUCUGUCUGUAACGCUGGAGAACAGCAGCAGAUCCUGCAGACCAAACUCAAGAUGUGUUCAGUCAAACCCAUCGACUGCAGGAACCUCAUGAUGAAGAUCAAAACUGAACCUGAACCUACAGAAGUAAAAACUGAACCGACAAAAGUUAAAACUGAACAUAAAGAAGUAAAAACUGAACCUAUAGCAGAUGAAUAUGAAGACAAACAUAACGAUGCUCAUGAUUGUAUUCUGUCAGAUAAGAAGAGUGAUUCAAGUUUUGAUGGAGAAAUAAUGUCCACAACAUCUAAAGAGCGAUGGACAGCACAAACUCUUUCCUGCAUCACAGGUGAAGAGACAUUGAGCUCCCAGAGACAUUUAGAGAGAAAACAUACAGAACAGAAACUCUUCACCUGCAGGAGUUGUAAAAUCAGCUUUACUACCUUACAAGAGAAGAAACUUCAUUCAGAAGAGUACAAAGAAAAGAAGUGCUUUCACUGUCAGCAGGGUUUAAAGGAUUUUUCUACCACCACAACAACAACUAAAAUAAACGUCGACAUGAGGAAACACAGUCAUGAAAAGCCUUUCCACUGCACUGAAUGUGGCAAACACUUCACCACCAAACAUAAUCUUAAUAUUCAUCAGAGAAUUCACAAAGGAGAAAAACCACAUGAGUGUCCUCACUGUGAGAUGAGAUUCAGACACAAACCUCAUCUGAAGGCACAUGUGAUUUUACACACCAAAGAGAGACCGUAUCAGUGCAGUGAAUGUGGAAAAACAUUUAGGCAAGCAAGUACAUUAAAAUCACACCAGAAUAUUCACACUCAAGAGAAACGCUAUCAAUGUUCACACUGUGAUAAAAAUUUCGGUCAGAAAUCUCAGCUGAUAGUCCAUCAGAGAUCUUACACUGGAAAGAAACCUUACGUCUGUAGUGUUUGUGCCAAGAAUUUCAGUGAACGUUCCACUUUAUUGACACACCAAAGAACUCAUACAGGUGAAAAACCUUACAAAUGCUCUCAGUGUGAGAAGAGGUUUGCUCAUUCAUGUAACUUAAAAGCCCAUCAGAGAAUUCAUACUGGAGAGAAACCUUACCACUGUAAUGUUUGUGAGAAGAGUUUUAAUCAACAUUACAAUUUAGUGUCACACCAGAGAAUUCAUACAGGUGAAAAACCUUACAAAUGCUCUAAGUGUGAAAAGAUGUUUACUCAUUUAGGUAACUUAAAUUCCCAUCAGAGAGUUCAUACUGGAGAAAAACCUUACGUCUGCUAUCAGUGUGGUAAGAGCUUCUUUGAUCAAGCUUCUUUGAACUGUCAUCAGAGAACUCAUACAGGUGAAAAACCUUACAAAUGCUCUCAUUGUGAGAAGACGUUUGCUCAGUCAGGUCACUUAAAAGCCCAUCAGAGACUUCAUACUGGAGAGAAACCUUACGUCUGCUCGAUCUGUGGUGAGAGAUUCACUAAUGCAGGACCUUUCAAGACUCAUCAGAAGAAACACACUGAAGAACAAACUGAUGUUUGAAAAAGACUUUGUCUCCUUUUUCACCCCUGAUUGCCCCCCUGUGAACAAAACCACAAGCUAUAUACAUACGGACAUACAGUGAUGGACCACAAAAAGAAAAUGGAUCCUCCAGAGGACUAUCUGCUCCUCCAUCUUAAGCAAAUAUGAUGCUGAGUUUAUGGGGACGAUGCCAUACUAAAUGCAGGCUUUCGGAUAGGGCUGGAUGAUCAUUAAAGGUCACGUUUUUUCUGCUCCCAUUUUUUUAAACCCUAGUUAGUGUGUAAUGUUGCGAACGGCCGGUUUUGUCUACAGCCCUCUACUUCCCGCUUUAAUGACGUUACUAGAACAGUUUUUUGACUAAACCCCGCCCACAGGAAUACAUCAUUCGCCAGUUACACUUCGGAGUGCGAGGGAUUAUAGGCGUGUCGUUAUAUUUGCGCUGCCUACUGCUGUGACAUCAUACAAGUGAGAGUGUCGUUGUACAUUCCUUUACAUUUAUUUAUUUCUCAGUCUGCCACAAAAUUAACAUUGGCCACCACAAAUAGAUGCUUGCACAUCGCGUUUAUCACUACCUCUAUCUUUGGGAACUUAUAGCAGAGCACAGAUGACAACAUGUUUGCUCGAGACGGCACAAGCUAGCACGAAGGUAAAGCUAAUCUUUUAUAUUAUAGUGAUGACGCUAGUAGGGAUUGUUCUCUCAGACCAAUCAGUGUUCUGCAGUGUUUUCGCGUCAUGUUUUGGUAUCAGCUCAGGUCGCUUGGAACCCUAACUGAAGUGGUACUAUAAAAAGUAUCAGGUACUACGUACUGCACCCAAUUGAAAAGUUCCCAAAAGUAAGCAGACCUAAUCCACACAGGGGGGGGGGGGGGGGGCUAUGCAAUGGAAAAGCCCCAUAAGUAAACGCUUGUACCUCUGUGAUUUUCGACCUAAAAGAGUUUUUCUCUUUUUGGCAUUUCUUUCUUCAGAAGAGAGGUAUUUUUUUACUAACAGCUGCUUUACUUUGGUUUAAGGAGGGAUAAGAACCCAGCUAACAGAGAAAAGUUCUAAGAACGUUUCCUUGAAAGUUCCCAACGUUCCCAAAAAUGUUCUGGCACCAUGAAAAGUGUCCAGUUUUUUAAGCUUUCUAAGAACAUUUCUGGGUUGUCUGAACAUUAGAGGAAUGUUACAUUUUACAAUUUUCGAAUGUUGAGACGACGUCAUGUUUUAAUGUUCACACAUUUAAAACAACUGUUUUCUAGAUUUAUAUUUUUUCUUAUGUAAAUGAUAAAGAAACAUUACAUUUUAUUAUUUUAAAACCGUUAUAAAUGUUCUCUAAAAAUAUUGUUGUAUAAAACACAAUUGACUUAAUAUUUUCAGAUGUUGAUGUUUUGUUUCGUUUAAAGUCACCAUUAUGGUGAUCAGUGUUUGUUUUAGGACUGGACUUUUGACCUGUGUAAUUUUACUUGCUAGUUUUUCCCCAGUUGCAUUAACUUUGUGUGUAUGAAACACAUUUGUUGUGUUAAUGUAAAGUAAAUGAUCAUCAUCUAAUAAAUUGAUUCAGUCACUCAUCACAAGUUUCUUUUUUGGCAAAAUAAGAUCCAGCACUUACAGCAGUUUGUCAUCUAUAUUAGUUAACUACAUUAGUUAACAUGAACUAAUAAUUAACUGCACGUAUACAGCAUUUAUUAAUCUUUGUUAAUGUUAAUUUCAACAAUUACUAAUACUUUAUUACAAUCUUGUUAACUUUAGUUAAUGCACUGUGAACUAACAUAAACAAACAAUUAAAAGCUUUAUUUCAAAGAUUAAUAAAUACUACAACAAAUGUAUUGCUCAUGGUUUGUUCAUGUAAGGUAAUACAUUAACUAAUAAACCUUAUUGUAAAGUGUUACCAAAUCCUUAAUAACAAACUGCUGUGAGAAUUGACAGAAAAUAAACUUUUGAUGAGUGAGUAAAUCAAUUAAUUUGAUGAUGAUCUUUACCAUUAUGUACCAACCACCACAGAAUUUCACUAUUAACUUUACAUUACCAUAACAAAUGUGUUUUAUAAACAUAAAGUUAAUGCAUCCAGGGAAAAACUAGCAAGCUAAAAGUCAAGGGGCAAAAUAAGACAAACCCUGAUCACUUUAAAUGACUUUAAAUGAAACAAAACAUAAUCUAGUCUAAUAACAUAGUCUAAUUAGUCAAUUGUGGUUUCUACAGCAACAUUUUUACCAAACAUUUAGAAAUAAUGUUUUAUAAGUGUUUAAAAUAAUAAAAUGCAACGUUUUGCCAUCAUUUACAUAACAAGCAACAACAGUUUUUUACUAUAUACACCAAGUAUUAUAUACUAGGGCAAUAUGAGCAAAAAAAUCAUAUUCCUUUUUUUUUUUAGGAAUGACAGUAUCUGAUAUAUAUAGCCGAAAUAUUCCUGCCCAUACUGGUGAAAUUAUUAAAUCUAUAAAAUUUAGGGCUGGGACAAUUAAUCGUGCAAAUGCGCAUUUUCUCAAUGAAUGAAUUUAAAUGAAUUACGUUGAAAAGCCGCCACAUCCAAAAGCCAGGAGGCGCAGAAACUCUAUUUGUGCCACAGAAGUAGUAACAUUACAAACGCUAUUCCAGGAAAUGUCUAGAAGCAUAUUAAUAUUGCUGUUCUUUAAAUAGUUUCAGGUAUUUUCAUGAUAAUAAACAAUAUUUUGAAUGACUGUGCUUGACAAGUGUUGGUUUUUUAAAUGCACACUAUAAACAACUCAAACUGAUAGUGAUUUUAGAUUGAUAAGGGCUUACUGAUCACAGAGCCGUAGUGCACGCAUGCGCUGUGCAUAAAACACAGA